Molecule: messenger RNA, 2737 nt
Organism: Xenia sp. Carnegie-2017
Lineage: Eukaryota; Metazoa; Cnidaria; Anthozoa; Malacalcyonacea; Xeniidae
Product: neuronal acetylcholine receptor subunit alpha-10-like
Exons: 16
Coding region: 452-2347 (631 amino acids)
Biological process (GO): nervous system process; regulation of membrane potential; signal transduction
Cellular component (GO): synapse; neuron projection; postsynaptic membrane
Molecular function (GO): transmembrane signaling receptor activity; acetylcholine-gated monoatomic cation-selective channel activity
Source: RefSeq, a predicted model, not a curated record
CCUCAAAAUGUGAAAAAUGUCUUUGAGAAGGAAGUGGAAGUCGAACGAAAAUUCGUGAAGAUAUUUGAAGAUGUUCUAUUUGUUUGUGCUCUUUAAUCCUAGAACGUUAUUUUACCACUUUGUCCAGUCAGUGCGAUCAAUAAAGUGUUGUAUUCCGAGAUGCAUUCGCCGUUUGUCGUGAUGGUCGGGAAUAAAAUGGGGACUUGAUCGGUCUGUGGUCAAGUUACGUUCAUUUUGUCUCCGUUUGCAAGAACUGAUGACAAAAAACGAUGAUGUUGUGAUGUCAAUAUGAAGGAUCUUUGUGGAUUACUUAGAGUCGUAUGGUAAUUUGUGAGACAUUGGAGCGCGUCAUCGGAAAGAUAAACGGUGCUUGAAUUGUCACGGUGUUGAAAGCAUUUAAUCGUACGUGUUAGAAAUUGAAUAUAGGGUGACGAUGACUUGAAUUUAUCACAUGAAUAUCUUAUUUUUCUUAAUUCAUCUCUCUGUUUCUAUCAUGACCUCGUUCAUUACAGUUAAAUUGUAUUCAGUCUUCUAUGAGAGCAUGGAGUUAUCGUUGUAUUGUCUUCUGAUUUGCAACUUUAUUGCUGUUUCGUCAUCUGCAGAUAAAAACAUCGGGAAUUCCGAACAGAAAAUAUUUGAAAAAAUCUUUAAUCAAUUUCAUGAUCCAUACGUUCGACCAAUCAAAAAACGUGAAGAUCAACUUGUUAUGGUUGUUGGUGUGUCUUAUCAUCAACUCGUCGACGUUAACGAAAAGGAUCAGAUAAUUACAUCGAGUAUAUGGUUAAGACAGAAAUGGACCAAUCAAUUGAUGACUUGGAACAAGGAAGAGUUCGACAAUAUGACAGUUGUUAGCACAUUUCCUGAGAAAGUAUGGAAACCUGAUUUGUAUCUAUACAAUAAUGCUGACGACAGCUCUGAUGGUAACCAACAUUCUUUCAACACGAAAGUAAUGUUGUAUAACAAUGGACGUAAUGUUUGGCUGGCUCCCAUCAUCAUCAAAACCGCUUGUAAGAUAAAUGUCGAACAUUUUCCGUUUGAUGAACAGUUUUGUAACGUGACUCUUGGCUCGUGGACUUAUGAUACAAAACGUCUGGACGUCCAACUUGAGAGCGAUACCGCUGACCUCACUAAAUUUGUGAGCAACGGAGAAUGGGAUCUUAUAAGUAUGACAGGAAGCCGUAAUGUUUUAACGUAUCCUUGUUGUCCUGAUGUAAAUUAUGCGGAUCUAACGUACACCAUUCGCAUCAGAAGACGAACAAGAUAUUAUUACGUCAAUCUCAUCAUUCCUUGUUUUGUUAUCACUGCUUUGAGCAUCCUGGCUUUCAAAGUUCCACCUGACACGGGCGAGAGAGUAACUUUGGUUAUUACUAAUCUGCUAUCGAUGAUUGUUUUUCUUCUUCUUGUCGCCGAUAUCCUUCCUCCAAUUUCUGAUGCCACUCCACUCAUCAGUGUCUACUAUUCUAUCGUUAUGUUUGAGAUUGGUUUUGCCUUGCUCUGCACAUGCGUUGUUUUGAAAGUAAACUUUCGUCAUGCGUCACAUGGUGAGAUGCCCAAGUGGUUUCGAACUCUUGUUCUUCAUUGGAUGGCUCGCGUGUUUCGAAUGACUCCCCAAGUAAAGCUUGCCGAGUCGCAACAAACACACUUUAAAAAACGUAGGCAGUCGUUUAUUCAAAGCAUUUUCACUUCCUUUAAGACGAGGCGCGCUUCUCUUUCGAGGUUUUACAAUCCACGAGGAAGUGUUUCUAACAAUGAUACAAACAAAAAAAGCAAACGAUUAGUAAAGAUCUCCACGUCUUUUGAAAAUAAUGAAGCACAAAAUAAUGGAGAAAAGAAGUGCAGCGUGGAGAAUGAACGGGCCAAAACGCAAGUUGCUCUCACGGAGAUUACAUGUGAAGGGACGUUACCUCGGGAUCACAAAGGAUUGUCGCGUACGCAGAAUGAUGUUGAAGGGAUUAAAGACGUCCUAGCGAUCCCCAAACGUGACAAACGACAAAUUAGUGGGGGAAAAGUUCCUGAAAUGGUAAAAAAGUUGAAGCGAGUUUCGCAGGGAGAAGCAAUCAACAUUACGGCCAAUCGAAGCUAUUCACAAGAAGAAACGAGAGACGAGUGUCUGGCAUGUUCAGACACCAGCCCAAUGCAUGUGUUAGUACAACAACAAGAGGAAAUCGUCGGACACGUUGAAUCAUUGGCCAACAUGGCACGUGACAACGAAGAAGAUGAGAUAAAGAGGGAGGAAUGGAAAGUAGCUGCUGCUGUUCUGGAUGAAUUCUUCUUUUGGCUGUACUUGAUCAUUAUUGCGAUUUCAAAGGCCAUUGUGUUUUCCAUGGUUCCUAGUUAUGACGAUUAAAAUGCCAUCUUCGUUUGUAAUCACUUUGUCGAUAUACUAUGUAAUUUACUGUCUGCUUGUGGAUUGAACUGACAAAGACGAUCUUUACAACUCGUCAGCUAGAGGACAGAGAUACUGCUUUGACAUGCCUGCGUUAAAUCUUGUCCUUUUUGGCUAGAAGCUUUGAGUAGAAUCCACACUAUUAUAUUUUGGUGUCGGUUUGGAAGAGAGUGGAUUUUUCAUUAAGGGAUGUUUUUUGUUAAGCGAAAUUUUUCUGCAUUCAAAAGCGCGGCCAUCAGACAACUUAAUUUUUCUGCAUUAUCCUUGUCAUAUUUAAAAUCACCAGCUUUUACUAAUGUAACUAGUAAAAAUAUCUCACUAGGUCUCGAAUAAAGGACUUUAUACUAUCAA